Molecule: messenger RNA, 917 nt
Organism: Saprolegnia parasitica CBS 223.65
Lineage: Eukaryota; Oomycota; Saprolegniomycetes; Saprolegniales; Saprolegniaceae
Exons: 1
Coding region: 13-786 (257 amino acids)
Molecular function (GO): protein binding
Source: RefSeq, a predicted model, not a curated record
CUUGUGAUCGUCAUGUGGCGCCGGCGAGUGGCGAGCGUGGUCCAGCGGCGGUGGUCGUCGACGUGCGCCGUCACGCGUGCCGACGGCCUCAUCGCGCUCAUCAAGCAAGCGCCAGGCCGCAACGACGACGACGAUGCACGGGACUAUCUCCGCGCCACCUCGGCCAUCGACCUGCGUGUCACGGACGCGUACGGCUCAACGGCGCUGACGCUGGCCGCCCGUGGAGGCCACCUCGAGCUCUGCCGCGACCUUCUCAACGUACUUGAUACGCCACGCAGCACUGCACCGCGCGCGACGGUGCUGAACCAAGCCAAUAUGUUUGGAUCGACGCCGCUCAUGUGCGCGAGUGCGUCGGGCCACGUGGACGUCUGCCACCUCCUGCUUGGUGCUGGCGUCGACGUCGACGUCCGAACGCGGUACGGCUCGACGGCGCUGAGCAAGGCAGCAGAAGCAGGCCACGCUGCGAUCGUCGACGCGCUGCUCGCUGCCGGUGCCACGUCAUCGCCCAACGCGCUCGGGAAAACACCGUUCGAGCUCGCGCAGGCCAAAGGCCAUAAGCUGCCCCAGCUCGAGGAGGCGCCCAUGCAUGACGAACGAAGCAGCGCGCGCGUCACGAGCUGGCGAAGCGCGACCUUGAUCGAGUGCCAACUGGCGUCGACGGGCGAGUUUGUCCUCGUUGAGAAGACGGACGCACGCCAGCGCACGCCCAUCAACGCAGCGCUCGAGCUCAUGUUUUCCGAUGGUCGCUGGUGCAUUGCGCACGUGCCUGCGUCGAAUCGCCCGUGAAGCAGCGCUGCUUGCACCCGCGACGACCGUUUGCAAACAAGUGCGUCGACUGCCCCGACAAGCGGUAAAUGCGUCUCGGAGUGAUACCUUUUAGCGUGAAUCAAAGUGGAAUCGUUGCUACCAAGUCGCCG